AUGCCUUCAAUGCCUACACUAUUCCCGCGGAAAGAAAACAAGGACGCCCCUCCGGAUUGGGAGACCGCCCUGAUCAGUGGCUUAACUGCCGUUAUAGUCCUAGCUAUGGUCGUCUGCGCCGCCUUUUCUUGGCGCUGUUGCAAUUUUUCGUCCGGCGCCAACAAAUGCUCCUUCCGCCCAGAAAAUGGUGCUCCCUCGAAGUGGCUCAUCGACCUUUGUGCGGGCCAAGAACUCUCAAACAGCCUUCUAAAGUGUAAGGCCGUGCUUAUUGUGGAGGCUGCGGCUGCCGGCGGCCCGCCGCUGUCGUUGCGGGCGCUGCCGCUGGCGUUCCCGGCCCCGCUGCUCCCCGAAGGCCCGCAAGGUCAAGAAGGGAAAGGGCCGCGCGAAUGCUAA
Molecule: messenger RNA, 393 nt
Organism: Penicillium samsonianum
Lineage: Eukaryota; Fungi; Ascomycota; Eurotiomycetes; Eurotiales; Aspergillaceae
Exons: 2
Coding region: 1-393 (130 amino acids)
Source: RefSeq, a predicted model, not a curated record